This is a messenger RNA of Saccostrea cuccullata (small rock oyster), 1115 nucleotides long. RefSeq names its product platelet glycoprotein Ib alpha chain-like. The transcript is spliced from 4 exons. NCBI's taxonomy places the organism in Eukaryota, Metazoa, Mollusca, Bivalvia, Ostreida, Ostreidae. The coding region runs from base 38 to 1051 and encodes 337 amino acids. The record is from RefSeq and is a predicted model, not a curated record.
UAAGGAGUUCUCCUACGGUCUGAGAGCAGCAUAUAAUAUGUGUACCUGUUUGCAAGGACUAGUCAUUUUGUUCACUGUCACAUCAGUUGCUCAGUGCUUUUUCUUUGAUAGUUUAUUUGGAACUUCGGCACCUCGACAGUCAACAACAACAAGAAAACCAAAUGCAGGACCUGUCGUGUUGGACCCUUACGCUCAUAAACUAUGUCCAAAACAUCUUCAACGAAACAGGUACCUAAUGUAUUACAGCUACGUCAAGAGAUGUUAUACCUUCGUCAUCAGUGAUCGGGCAGACUGGUUCACUGCAAAGGACGACUGUUCUAGUAAGGGCGGGAACCUGAUGAACAUUCACCAAUCACUGGAAAACUUCUACCUCGGUGUGCGGGACCAGAUUGCUCUAGGUCACACAGACAACUACAUCUGGAUUGGCCUGUCCGACACCAUGUCCCCUGGAAGUUUUUCCUGGACUAACGGUCCCUUAAAGACUACGUCCUAUAAACACUGGCAUCCCGGACAGCCGAUCCUUGACACCCCAGGGAAUAACUGUGCUGCUUACAGUCAUGACAAUCAAGACUGGUGGGUCUUCCCUUGUAACAACACUAAUCUUGGCUGGGUCUGUGAGUUUGAAUUGAAUGCUACGAUCCCAGAAACAACUUCAACAAGCACAUUAACAACACUUCAUCCUACAUCAACCUCUGAACCCAUAACACCUGAACCGACAACACCCAAACCCACAACUUCGAAACCAACAACUCCUGAGCCCACUACACCUGAACCAACUACACAAGAACCUACCACACCUGAACCUACCACACCUGAACCAACAACACCCAAACCUACCACACCUGAACCUACGACACCUGAACCCACAACACCCAAACCUACCACACCUGAGCCAACAACACCUGAACCCACCACACCUGAACCUACCACAUCUGAACCCACUACACCUGAACCUACCACACCUGAACCCACAACACCCAAACCUACAACUACUACAGAGGAAGAAUCUGGAAUCAUUAUAAUUGGAAAACGCGAUUACUUGUCUUCCUAAAGAACAGUUACUGAUGUCUUUUCUUGUUUUCUCAGUGCUUUAAAGUUGGUGAAUGAAGGUGUAA